Messenger RNA from Ostrea edulis (European flat oyster), 7995 nucleotides. Its product is annotated as sodium- and chloride-dependent transporter XTRP3-like. The record is from RefSeq and is a predicted model, not a curated record. Gene Ontology annotation, cellular component: plasma membrane. NCBI's taxonomy places the organism in Eukaryota, Metazoa, Mollusca, Bivalvia, Ostreida, Ostreidae. The transcript is spliced from 9 exons. Bases 498 to 2531 code for a protein of 677 amino acids. Gene Ontology annotation, biological process: sodium ion transmembrane transport.
GCCAAGUUUGGUACGCCUCUAGAACAAAACACACAAAUAUAAAAAGGAAAAAUGCCUUUGAUAGAGUUGUGUUUGUUUCUUUAUUAUGAAUGGAUUUACUGUCCAGCAAAAUAUAUGGAAACUUGCGUUACAGGAAGACGUUUAAAAUCACCACCCAUCUGUUACCUAGAAAUGCUUUAGCCUAUACAAACUGUGGUUGUGUUCUGUGCGCAUAAUAAAAGAGGAAGAAACUAAUAAUCGAUAUGUCUACUGCUGUUGUAGAGUUGGAAAAGGAGAUGUGAAUAAUUUUGACAUUCAUAUUAAGAUAAUAAUUUUGCUAAUUCCAACCUUUUUAGCCAAUACUUGGCAGCAGUAUCCUGAACAAUUUAAACCUUUCACCCCUGACAAAUGCAUAAUAGUAGCGCCCGCUGUAGCGUGUAGACUAGUUCAUUCAUGGUCGCGAAGCCACGACUGUAAACAUUACGUUUGGCGUGUAGAGUAGGGACAAUCUCAUAAAGAUGCCGAAAUCCAAGAAUUUAGACUCCAUGAUGAAUGAUGCUGAGUUAAUGCAUCCUUUGAAAGAAGAUGAUGUCCCUACAGAACAUGAAAGACCAGCAUGGGGAAGCAAGAUUCAGUAUUUUGGAAUGGUUAUAUCUACUGCCGUGGGACUGGGUAAUGUCUGGAGAUUCCCUUAUCUGUGUCAGCAACACGGAGGAGGUGCUUUUCUUAUCCCUUACCUCAUCAUGCUCUUUGUGGAAGGGAUGCCAUUGCUUUACCUAGAGUUUGCUGCAGGACAGCAUUUUCGUAAAGGCAGUAUGGGUACUUGGAACUUGGUCAACCCAUUGCUGGGAGGGGUAGGCGUGGCCAGUGCUGUCACCUCCUUUAUUGUAGGGGUUUACUAUAAUGCCAUUAUCAUGUGGUGCCUUUUCUACCUGGUGCAUUCCUUCACUGGGACCUUACCAUGGUCCUCAUGCCCUAUGGAAACCAAGGGUAAUCUAACAGUUCCUAUACUGGAGUGUGACGUCAGUGGACCAACUUCCUAUUUUUGGUAUCGAAAUGCCCUGGAGGUCACGCCAAGCAUUGCAGAGACAGAUGGAGUUAAAUGGAAGAUGCUUCUCUGUCUAAUAUUUGCCUGGCUUGUGGUGUAUGCUUGUAUUUGGAAAGGAAUCAAGUCCUCUGGGAAGGUUGUGUACAUUACCGCAUCUUUUCCCUAUAUUGUGCUGUUUAUUUUUCUGGGCCGUGGUGUUACACUGAGGGGUGCUGGAGCUGGUCUGGCCCACAUGUUUACACCAAAGCUUGACCGUUUGGAAGAUCCCCAGGUGUGGUUGGAUGCAGCCACUCAGAUCUUUUACUCCUUUGGAUUGGGCUUUGGAGGAAUGAUAGGUUUCUCCAGUUACAACCCAAGGAAAAACAACUGUGAGAAGGAUGCCAUUAUAGUAUCCAUCGUCAACUGGUUCACCGCCAUUCUGGCAUCAGUGGUCAUCUUUUCUGUGCUGGGAUUCAAGGCCACAGUGAUGUACGAAAAAUGCAUUCAUAGGAAUGUGGACUUCAUUUCUAGUAUAUACCCAGAGUGGAACAGUACCACAUUGACCGAGGAAAUUUAUCUCAAUCAAUUCCAGGCUAACCAGUCCUUGAUGCAGACACUUAACCUUACUAAGUGUAGUCUGGAGGAUGACUUAGAUAAUGCAGCACAGGGGACAGGGUUGGCCUUUAUUGUUUUCACAGAAGCCAUUAAUGAGUUUGGAUCAUCUGCUCCAUUCUGGUCCAUCAUUUUCUUCCUCAUGCUUCUCUCCCUUGGAUUUGGCAGUGAGUUUGGUACACUAGAGGGAGUGACUACAUCGCUGUAUGAUCUGAAAUAUCCAAUCUUCAGAAAGAAAUGGUUGGUCUCUGGACUUCUGUGCUUUGUCAGUAUGCUUAUUGGGAUCCUGUUUGUUUUGGGGAGUGGAUCAUACUGGGUGGCUUUAUUUGACUCCUUUGGUGGUUCCUUUCCGCUGAUUACUAUAGCACUGGUGGAAAGCUUUGGAAUUGGCUGGGUGUAUGGAGUUGACAACUUUGCUCGAGAUAUCAAGGAAAUGAUUGGUCAUGAACCACACAAAUACUGGAAGAUCAUGUGGAAGUUUGUGGCCCCUGUAUUCAUCGCAAUCCUGUUAGCAGCCACCCUCAUCAGCAAAUUCCUGAAGCCUAUCACAUACUCUGUCUAUAGUUAUACUAAGUAUAUCAUGGUGCCAGAGAAAUACCCUUGGUGGGCAGGAGCCAUCGCUGCCUUUCUUGUUCUCUCCUCUGUUCUGUGCAUUCCAGUGGUGGCCGUGGCUAGAAAGCUGGGAUUCCUCAAGUUUGAAGGACCUACUGCCAAGAACAUUGUCGUAGAAACAGGUGGUCAUACCCAGUCCACAGCAGCAUUUUUAAAAUCGGAUAACGACUCGGGGCAUAAUUCUGAUGACAUCAAUGACGAGUAUGUUGUUGCAGAUCGAGACACAAGUUGUGCUAUACCAGAAAAACCUGAGAGAGUCAAAUUUGACGACAUCUUAGAAAAUGCCGAAAGUAGACUAUAAUGAUUGUUAGGGGUUUUUUCCUGCUUUUACGGGGUUCUAUUCCAUUUCAGGAUUUUUUUUUUUCUGUGUGUUGAAUAUAUUAUAGAGUGUCCUUUUGCUUGUUUCUGUUGAAUUAAUGUUAGAGACCUCAAAUUGUUCAAAUUUGUUAUUAUUGCUUAAUCAUAAACAGGCACAAGCAAUAAAAUGUACGUUUCCAGGCAUGAAUUAAUUUUUACCAAAAUAUUUAUUUGUUUUUCAUCCCAGGAAUGAAAGCAUGGUCAUGUCUAUGGUUUCGAUUAUGCCAGGAACAGUGAUUUGUUGAUUUGUCUGCCCAUCUUGUUUAACACUAAAACAUCAACAUCUCUUUGAUUUUUGUGUAUUAUGUACAAGCUGGGGUAAUUGGAAUUUCAUAUAUAGAAUCCAAAGGAAGAAGAGUAAUAAGUUAAGGGUUAAUGGACAGUUUUCCUACAUGCAUGCUUCAUUUAUCUUGGGGUAUUUUACUAUAUUCUUUCUAGUACUUUUAUAUGUGGUUUAUAGACUGAAACAGUGUCUUUUGAUUAUAUAAUCUGUUCAUAAUUAGAAUUAGUUAUGUCAGUUUUGAAAUUGUUUGAAUUAUUAUACAAAAGACAGUUUACAAGUUUUGCAUCAAGAGGUAACAAAAGCAUCUCAGCUAUAUAUGCUAAAUGUUCUUAUAUUCUUUUGUGCAAGUUUUUUUCUCUCGAGAUUUAUUAGUGAUUCAUAUCUUUUUUAUUACAAUCUUCGGCAAAAUCUAGUCAGUCUGCCAAAGACAGUAAUUAUUUAUCUAUCAACGAGUAAUUUGAUAUCGAUUGACAAUCAUUCUUCAUCCAGUUAAAUAUUCUGGAUAUAAUGUUUUUUUACCAGUAUUGUACCAGUGAUGGAUACUGUAAAAUUGGAUAAUUCAACGGGACUUGUAAAACACGAUCCGAUUUAACCCCAUCAACAUUCUUUAUAUCGUAGAAAUGGAGUUGCGUCCUUAGAAUGAUGUCAAAAUAUGUUAGCCUCCUCUGUUUUAUGCUUUGUAGCUAUAUAUUGCUCCACCUGCUAUAAAAUUAAAAGUAAAAGGAAUCAAAGUAUUAAAUUCUACUUAUUUUAAUUGCUCCAACCUAAUUACUUUGCAGUGUAUAUCAUAUAAAAUGAGUAGAAAUAACUUUCAUUCCUGAAAUUUACUUUCAUUCCAUGACAAUUCAAAGUGCCAAUUUUAUCCUUUUAAUACCUAUAGCUCCAAGGACCUGAAAUUUGAUAGCAAACUCAUUUAUACAUCAAAAUACAAGACUGGGGUUGUAGGUCAGCUCAUUUCAAUUUUAUGACCUCUUAAGACCUUGAUCAUUUCUUGGUUACUUUUAAUACCAUAAACUUUAAUCAUUUUACAAACUGUAUGCUUCAAACAAGGGUAGUAUUAAAGAUAUCUGGAUUAAAUUAGUGGUCAAAAGAUAGACAAUUAGAAAAUGAUAGACAAUUAGAAAAUGCGAGUUGUCACAGUUUCUCCUCAUGUUGACAAUUUUUCACCUUCAGCAACCCUUAGUUUUUGACAGCUAUAGGUAAUGAAGAUUAAAACUCAUUAUUUUUUUCCUUUGUAGCUCCUGUUCUAAUAAUUAUACUUCAUUGGUUUACUAAAAUAUUAUCGGUUCAAUUUCCUUAAACCCAUAGCACUGAUCUGUUUCUCUGCAGAGGAAUGGAAUAACACUUUCUUCGGUGGUUAUUUUUCUGCUCAUCUAUUAUUGGAAGAAGAAAAACUAGUUAAGCUAGGUAACCACUGUGUUGUGAAAUAAAAUCACCAAUCAUUGUCUGGGAUAUGGAAUGAACAUUUCCAAAAAUUCAAUCCCUUACGACAAGGAGAAAAAUACAGAAAAUAACCAAACCUGUUAACUGUUAAGAACCUAUUCUUUCUCAAUCUAAUCUUGUACUUAAUUUUACAAUACCUUGGCCUUUCUGGGGAGCUUGUACGUGUAUAUAAAGACUGCAGAAUAAUUUGAAGAAAUUGCAUUCUCAUCUUUCACAAUUUACCUGCCAUUUAGUGCUCUAAAUUAAGAUGAAAAUACUUAAUUUAUAUGUGGUGUUUCUCUUCCUAAGCUCACCCUGAAAUGUCUUUUUAGAAUGCAUGAAAUUUUGUUUGUCAAAGAAGUGAGUAUUUAAUUUUGCUAGAUAUUUUUAAAUGGUGUUAAUGUUGCCAAUUCUUGUAUUAUAGUAUAGUUGUUUUGGGGGACUUUUUUGCACUUUAUCAUUUUGUUGUACGAAAUGGUCUACAUUCGAUAUGCUGUUUACAGAGUUUUAAAUCACAAAAUCAAAGUUUCCUCUCAUCUGUUAUCCCACACAUUUGACUUUAUUUCUAGUUUGUUUGUAGGCUUUUUUGUUGUUAGUUUUUGGAUGUUUUUAUUCGGAAAGGGGAGGGGGGGUUUCGAUGUUGGUCUUUGUUCAUAGUGCUUUUAUUUGAUUGCUAUAUUGUUUCAAAACCAAUUUCUAUUUUAUAAUUCUGUGCAAAACCACAUCUUGGAUACAUUUAAAGUGGCUUAUCAUAGUUUUACAUGAAUUUGUAUUUAUCAGAAAAUGCAGAGAAGUAGUGCAUUUCUUAAAUCUUUUUCUGAUAGUUUAUACUGGCUGUCAAUCUUCCGUCGACCAGAACUAUUUUCGUGUGAUUUGUGAUGAUGCAUUAACUACGUAUUAGACAUGCAAUGUCGUGUCAGGCUUGUGUUUUUUCAAACCUUUCUGUGUGGCUAUAACUGUAGCAUUUUGUAUUCAAAAAAAUAAAUAAUAGAUUCAAUACCAAAAAAACUGUGAACAUGGAAAUGUUUGUGUGGUAAUAUGAAGGGAGAGAAAAUUUGCUAAAUUACCCUUCACAGAUGUUUCUUUCAAAUCACAUAUGCAUUAUUAUCCUCACAAAAACCAAAAUUGUCAUGUUUACAGAUAUAAUUAAUGUAACUGCAUCAGGUACAGUGUACCUUUAAGUAGAUUUCAGUGAAACAUUCAAGAUUCUGUUCUGAAAAUAAGUGUGUAUUAUAUUUAUACAUAUACCAAUACAUGUAUAUCAUUCUUACCAUACACAGUUUAAGACUUGAGAAUUUUUGUUGUUAUAAGCUAGUUUUUGUUUGUUGAAUGUGUUUUUGUUUUUAUACUGGGUAUAUAUUUUGUUUUACCGCUUGUAUAUUUCUUGUUUUUAUUGCUUCUGACUCAGAAAAUUUGAAGUUAAAUUUUGGGUAUAUUGAUGUAACAGUAUAUGUUGAUACUUUAUAGACAGAUGAUUACAGAACAAUUUGAAAGUUUGUUUCCGUCCAUGUUUUGGUGUCAGAAUUGAAUCUUAUUCUCUGAAGCCUUCAUGGAAAAUGAUUGAAGGUAUAAUUUCAUUACCGGAACUUCAAUUCAAUCUCUUGAAGUGUUUAAUGAAAAUAUAAGCAUUUCCUGUAUUUGCACACAAUCACCAUACCAAAGUACUGCCUUAUUUUUGUCUGUGUUGUAUGCAUAUUUUAAGAGCACUGCAGCUUGAUGCCAUUUGGUAAAAAACAUUUGGGGGCUUUAGAGUUGGUGUAUGUAAGAGUGUAUCUGUAUAAGGAAAUUCACAAUGCAAGAUAUUUGUUGAUGCAAAAACAAAACUCUUUCAUACGAUGAUAAAUGUUAUGGUGGGGCAUUUUUUGAAUCUCAUCAUAGCAAUUAUUUUGCCUUGUUUUUUUUUAAAAUUUUGUUGCAUAAAAUGCAUCAGUUAUCAAGAGAAUUGCAAACUUUUAUUUUGAAGCAAUUGAUGCAAAACAUGAGGGUUUUUUGUGUGUGUGUUUUUUAAAUCCAAGUAUUUUAAAGUGUGAUCUGCAAGGGUAAAUUUUUUACUGUAGAACACAUUUUUAAAGAGAUUUCUAUGAUGAUCUUUAGAAGUAAGAUAUGUUGUACAUUAAAAUCAUUGUAAAUAUUCACAAGGGUAGAUCCUGAUAAUUUUCAAAGGGAGAUGGGGAAAGUGUGACCCAAGUUGUACCCUUUCCACCCAAAAAAGAGGGAGGGGUGAAGAACCCAAAAUGCCCCCCCCCCCCCCCCCCCCCCCCCCCCCCCCCGACCAUUUUUGUUCAAACAAAGGGGAAUGCAUUGUCCCUUGCAAAUAUUCACAAGGGUAGAUCCUGAUAAUUUUCAAAGGGAGAUGGGGUUAGUGUGACCCAAGUUGUACCCUUUGCCACUGAUGAAAAUAUAAUGUUUAGUGAGCAUCUGCAAUUUUCACCUUUACAAUAUAUUUCUUUUUUGCUAUGUAGCUUUUAUGAAGGGAAAAUGUCUUGCUACAUUUCAUGACCUUGUAUAUAUCAGUUCAUUAUAGCAACUGCAGCAGCAUUAAGAAAAUGGUGUGUACUUGUCAUUGUGUAAUCGUCAUUGUGUAAUUAUCGUACGAGAUGUUGAUGAAUUUUUAUUCUUUUCAGUGAUGUUUCUUUCACUGUUAUCCACUUUUGAACUAAAUGCAAGACUGGUGGUUUUUCCCUAUUUGACUGUAUAAAUGUACACAUCUUGUCAAUGAAUAAAAUUUGGCUAUCCAAUGCAGAACUGGGAUGAAACCACCAUCUUUAAGCUACAAGUUUGAGGAUGGAUACCAGUUUAUAAAAGUAUGUUAAUAUAUGAUCUACAGACUGGUCUCGGGGAAUGUGAUGGGAUAUCAUGUUAUAGAUAUUGCCUAUAGACAGUAACAUCACACGUCAACGUGAUAUCUAGGGUUUCGAGUGCUAGUCUGUGGAGUCUGUUCCUCAGGGAUAAGAAUUGUAGGAUUGUGUUUCCUAGCCUCGUGAUUACUCAAAGCAUUUUAAAAAAAUCCUACGCUGUAGUGUGUACCUUCAGUAUUAAAUAAUAACUUCUACCAAAUUAUUGUACAAGUUCUUACAACAUGGCUAUAUGUGUAUAGUCAAGGGUCAAGAAAACUUAGACAAUGUGAAUUUUUAUUUCAAAGGUUAGAAAGACCUGCAAGAUGAAUUUUGUGUAUGUAAUAUAUGGUAUUUCAUCUACAAACAUAUAGAUAUAAGAUCUGAAUAGAAUCGAUUUUUCAUAGUAUCUCUAUUAGCAAGAGUGCUUGAAAAUAGAUAUUUUAUUCAAUUCCACAUGAUCAAUGCAGUUCUGGGUACCUAAUGCUUUAUUAUGUUAAGCAUCCAUGCAACAUAUAGAUGAUUAAUGAGCACAAGUUUAAAGAUCUGCACAAAUUUUGUCUUGAUUGUUAUCAAUGUCAUCAUUCUCACGUGUGUGUUAUUAUCGCUGUCAUCAUUCUCACGUGUGUGUUAUUAUCGCUGUCAUCAUUCUCACGUGUGUGUUAUAUUGAUUGAUGAGGAAUUUAGCUUUCUGAUUUUGACACAUACAUACAGCUGUAUUGUAUAGUGUUCAACAAUUUGAUAUAUUUCAAAAUGAAUGAAUGAUUUCAACUUUUAACUGUACAUGCAUAUAUUAUGUAAUAAAAUAACAUUCUGUAUCUUCAAGCCUGUACCAAAAUAAAAGACAAGAAAAAAAAGUAAUAACUGGU